Molecule: messenger RNA, 3243 nt
Organism: Equus quagga
Lineage: Eukaryota; Metazoa; Chordata; Mammalia; Perissodactyla; Equidae
Gene: GADL1
Product: glutamate decarboxylase like 1
Exons: 15
Coding region: 227-1792 (521 amino acids)
Biological process (GO): carboxylic acid metabolic process
Cellular component (GO): cytoplasm
Molecular function (GO): pyridoxal phosphate binding; carboxy-lyase activity
Source: RefSeq, a predicted model, not a curated record
AAUAGAGAGGCGCGGGCUGUAGGAGGCUGGCACUGGAGCCUCGGAAGGCAAAGGGAAAGCAGCGCCGAGCGCGCGCCCUCGUCCCUCCCCUUGCAGCGGCGUGCGCCCGGCGGCUGCCGCCUGCACCUGCGGGUCCCCAAGGGGGGCGCUGCCUCAGCAACCGCAGCCGUCGCCGCCUAGACUGUGGGAGCCGCGUCCGGGAGCAGCCCGGAGUGGGGGAGCAGCGAUGAGCAGCGAUCCGGACCGCGAGUGCCCGGUAGACGGAGAUAUUGAUCAGCAAGAGAUGGUUCCAAGUAAGAAGAGCGCUGUUCUCGUGGAUGGGGUCAUACUGAAUGGUCCCACAACAGAUGCAAAAGCGGGAGAAAAAUUUGUUGAAGAGGCCUGUAGGCUAAUAAUGGAAGAGGUGGUUUUGAAGGCUACAGAUGUCAAUGAGAAGGUUUGCGAAUGGCGAUCUCCUGAACAGCUGAAACAACUUCUAGAUUUGGAGAUGAGAGACACAGGAGAGCCACACCACAGGCUGCUGGAACUCUGCCAGGAUGUCAUUCGCUACAGCGUCAAAACUAACCACCCAAGAUUUUUCAACCAGUUAUAUGCUGGACUUGAUUAUUAUUCGUUGGUGGCCCGAUUUAUGAUAGAAGCAUUGAACCCAAGUGUUUAUACGUAUGAGGUGUCCCCAGUGUUUCUGUUAGUGGAAGAAGCGGUUCUGAAGAAAAUGAUUGAAUUUAUUGGCUGGAAAGAAGGGGAUGGAAUAUUUAACCCAGGUGGUUCAGUGUCCAAUAUGUAUGCAAUGAAUUUAGCUAGAUACAAAUAUUGUCCUGAUAUUAAGGAAAAGGGGCUGUCUGGGUUGCCAAGAUUAAUCCUUUUCACAUCUGCGGAGUGUCAUUACUCCAUGAAGAAGGCAGCCUCCUUUCUUGGGAUUGGUACUGACAAUGUUUGCUUUGUGGAAACAGAUGGAAGAGGUAAAAUGAUACCCGAUGAACUGGAGAGGCAAAUCUGGCAAGCCAGGAAGGAGGGAGCAGCACCAUUUCUUGUCUGUGCCACUUCUGGUACAACUGUGUUGGGAGCCUUUGAUCCUCUGGAUGAAAUAGCUGACAUCUGUGAGCGGCACGGCCUCUGGCUUCAUGUGGAUGCUUCUUGGGGUGGCUCAGCUUUGCUGUCAAGGAAGCACCGCAAACUUCUGCAUGGCAUCCACAGAGCUGACUCUGUGGCCUGGAACCCCCACAAGAUGCUGAUGGCUGGAAUUCAGUGCUGUGCUCUCCUUGUAAAAGACAAAUCUGAUCUUCUUAAGAAAUGCUACUCUGCCAAGGCAUCUUACCUCUUCCAGCAGGAUAAAUUCUAUGAUGUCAGCUAUGACACAGGAGACAAGUCUAUCCAAUGUAGCAGGAGACCAGAUGCAUUCAAGUUCUGGAUGACUUGGAAGGCUCUGGGCACAUCAGGCCUUGAAGAAAGAGUUAACCGUGCUCUGGCUUUAUCUAGGUACCUAGUAGAAGAAAUCAAGAAAAGAGAAGGAUUCAAGUUACUGCUGGAACCUGAAUAUGCCAAUAUUUGCUUUUGGUACAUUCCACCAAGCCUCAGAGAGAUGGAAGAAGGACCCGAGUUCUGGGCAAAACUUAAUUUGGUGGCCCCAGCCAUUAAGGAGAGGAUGAUGAAGAAGGGAAGCCUGAUGCUGAGCUACCAGCCGCACCGGGGGAAGGUCAACUUCUUCCGCCAGGUGGUGAUCAGCCCUCAAGUGAGCCGGGAGGACAUGGACUUCCUCCUGGAUGAGAUAGACCUACUGGGUAGAGACAUGUAGCUGUGGCUUUUGGUCCCCCAGAGACAUGGAUCCCGUCCCGGGGAGGGUUACAGAUCCAGAGAGUCUGGGGACACAUAGGAGAUUGCAGCCCUUCUGGUGAGAAAUAGAAAGCAUGCUCCAUCCAGGCCCAGCAAAACCAAAAUGCUAAGCCAAUAGUGUUAAGGACUCUUUAGCUGCCUGGGCACUACUGUUGCUAUAAAGCAGGAAGUGAAAAUGGAUUUUCUCAAGGAUUGGCCCUGGGACACAGCCUUGAGGAGAGUUUUGUAAGUACCACGUGGGGCCUGAGUUCUAAGCUUGCAUUGCUCUUUAGAGAACAUAUAAAUUAAUAGUCUAAAGCAGCAGUUCUCAAAGUGUGGUCCCUAGACCAGCAGCAUCAGCAUCAUCUGGGAACUUGUUAGCCAUGCAGAUUCUCAGCCCCAUCCCAGACUUGCUGAAUCAGAAACUCUUGGGUGGUGCCCAGUAUUCUGUAUUUUAAGGAGCCCUCCAGGUGAUGGCAAGGCAAGGUAAAAUCUGAGAGGCAGUGGUUUAGUGAAAUCUUGUAAUGAUGGAAGAAUCACCGUGAUGUUUGGCUGGCAAAGUGAUAUCUAAUAUCUCAGCAGCCCCUGAGCCAGUCUGAAAAUACAGCUGUGGCAUCUGUAGCACAAGUGUUUAGGGGCAUCAGAAGUAUAUCGAAGCUAUUUUUUAAAAGAGAAACUGUAUGAGAUGUUUCCUAACUCACUUCCCAAAAGCAUUUGUGUCAUUAGCUGGGAGUGGACAUUAGAUAUGUAUGUCUUUAACCAUGUACCUCUUCAGUUUGAGGGGCCCAUUUCUUAUCUUGCUCUCUGCUUGUAGGAAAUAACGAGAAUCAAGUCCAGGGUUAUACAACAUUCCCUUUCUCAAGCUUUGAAAUGUCUGUUUAGACUCUUAAGUGGUUUAUUUUGGGCAGAGAAUCUGGGAAUUAGACGCAUUUCGAUGCAAACAUCUCCUCCAUUUCUCCCGGGAGUGGAUGAUAGUAAUUCUAUUUCUGAUCCUGGUCCUAGAUUUCUAGGAGAAUUUUCUUUGGCUAAGAAAUAAACAAAAUUCAGAGGGGUGAGUGCAGAGUUCAACAAGGUAAGAUUACGCACCUAAUUAGACUCCGAUUUGGAAGGCAAAUGAUUGAAGCGCGCUCAAGUAUUAGAUUUAGUGUAUUCAAUAACCUUUUCAUACUCCAUCAUUAACUUGUAUCGUUUAAAUUUUGAAGAGUAAGAAGCAGAUGUGUACUAUUUGCUUUUAUUCCAUAUUUGCAUUUUAGGGUGUGUGGUUUCUCUGUAUCUCUGUUGGUCAAAUAUUUUAAUCUUUCUCUGAAUUACUUCAAUCUCUGGUGAUAACUAUCUGUGUGUGUUUUGAAUUUCUUGUUGCCUUUUUGUUUUAAUGUCUUCAUAAAAUGUUCCUGAAAUUGAUGUUUGCAAUACUUUGAGCUUCGUGAAAUUAAA